AACUUUUAGGCAUAGAGGGGCCACUACUAGCAGUAGUUCUCCCUCCAAAAGUCCUUAUCGACGCCGUACUUUUAGGCGUAGAGGGGCCACUACUAGCGGUAGUUCUCGCUCUAACAGCCCUCGUCGACACAGCAGCUCUGAAGGUCGAAGGGGAAAACUGAGCAACAGGACACAAUCAUUUCACGGUCCCAGGCACAGUCGCAGAAUUUAGAACUUUAUGUUUCCAUCAGGUCUCGGUCUAGAUCUACAUCUCCACGGCACAACCGCCGUAUUUUCUCCGACUAUCAGAGACGUUCAAGUGAUUGGGAGAGGCGUCUUUCACCAAAAAGAAGGUUUAAGACUCUUGGUUUACCAAGACGGAGCUCUAAUAUACCAUCAUCUCCAAGGACAAAUAUUGAGCAACUACGGUCGCCAAGGAUGGGCCAGGAGCAACUCUCACGUACGACUAGAGAGCGAGAACAUGGUGAUGAAAAACGGCAGUCAAGCAGGAGCCCCAAUCGAUGGUUGUCUCCCAGAAGUGAGGAGAGAAAGGGGCCACGAGGAAGGAGUCAUGAACGUUGUCGGUCACCAAGAAGGAGCAGUGCGCAACAGUUGUCUCCAACAAGACCAGUAAGGACAGAUAAGCAACAGUCCUUAUGUCAUGACAAACAAAGUUCACCGCAGAAGAAUCACAAGGCACAGUCAUCGCCAAGAGGAAGUGAUGGGAAGCAGUGCUUAUCCGAGAAGCGUGAGGAGCGCUCUUCAGUAAGUGGAAGCCAUAGGCGACAGCUGUUCCUGGUGGAAUCUCCGAAAAAGAAGCCAUGCAGUGAACAAAUUCUAACAAAGCAACUCAUGAAUUCAGCUUCUUCUGUGCCAGAGCAGCUAAACACUGCCAAUGUGUUCAAGCCUGUAGCUCAUACUGUUGUACUGGCUGAGCAAGCUAAAAAACGGCCAUCUUCAUCAUCACAAACAUCAUCAAUGACCAACAAAAUGGAGGCUUCCACAUCAUCAAGAGGCAGCAGCCAAACAUCUGUUUCCUCGUCAUCUUCCUUCAACCCAACAAAGUUAAAGUUGGACACAAAUUUGAAUCUGGUGCAACCUAACCUUCCAAGGAGUGAGGAACAUUCUACGACUAUAUCCAAGCCUCCAUUUGCUCAUCACAGUAAACCGUCACCUCCAACCAUGUUGAGGCUCAGAGGCAAUUUUGAUACUCUCUCCCAUGGUGAUGUGAUCGCAGCCAUGGAGUCCUUUGGAAAAACCAAAUCCCUCUUACUGUUUAAGUCUAAACAAGAGGCGACUGUGUGUUUUGAAAAAGAGGAAGAUGCUGCCAAGCUUAAAGGUUUAAAAAGCCUUGAGAUAAAAGGAGUUUCCCUCACAUUUGUUGCAAAGCAGGACGGAAUUUCAGAGGCCUCUUUAUCUGCGUCUCCAGAGGAUCAGAAAAAUCUUAGUCCAGAAACGCCCGCUGUGCCCCGUCAGUCUGCUUCUGCUAGAAACUUGGUUCUCCUGCCACUUAAAAAGCUUUUGUCUAUCCAAAUAAGGUCCAAAAAGAGCACAGCAGUCAAGCUUGUGAAAAAAGCCAAAGUCUUGGCUUCCAAAGGAAAGUGUGUCUCCAAGAAGCAGGUGGUUCAAACUGUGAAAACAGUCAACGUGGCAGCAAAACGGUCUGUAAAAUCAGCUAAAGACAAGAAAGAAGCUCCAAAGCCCGACAAGAUACCCAGUCCCAGUAACAGUGGACAAAAAUCAAAAGGCAGGGAUCACAUCCCGACUGCAACAAAACCAAGGCUGAAAGAAAAUAAUGACUCCUCUGUGGGUAAAGUGAUAAAAGUAUCAAACAAAAUCCUACAGGGUGAAAAUCUUCCACCCAGCAGCAAAAAAAUGGAAGUAGUUGAAGCAAAACCAUCUGAGUCUGACAAACAGGCCAAAAUCUCAACAACAAGCCUUCAAGAGUUUGUUGCACCUGAACAAUCUGAAACAACAAAACAAACCCAAGUUAACAUAGUUAGUAGUGAGACGGAAAAUGUGGAAAAUGCUGAGUUGGGAACAAGUGGAGCGCCGGAGCCAAUAAAAAUGGAAGAACCGAAAGAGCCAAAACCUGAAGAACCACCAAAAGCUGGGACUGCAGCAGGUGAAUUUUCAACCGGUUUGCCUCUGAAACGAAUGGCCAGUGAAAAUCCAGAGACUUCUGUCCAAAUAAAAACUUUGUCGAAUCCAGAGUCGACUGCACAGAAUCUGAAGUCCAACGAAAAGCAGACAGAACCGCAGACUGCAGGAAGCUCUGCUGAAGCUCCAAUCGAAACAAAUCAAACGGAAGCCGCAAAGCCACCUAGUCCAACCAUUGAAACCACAGCAGAAGAGCGUGAGAAGCAGCUGACUGUUGGGGAGAGGAUUGUCCCCGAUUACCUGAAUCAACUGAACCUAAACAGCAAAGAUUACGUUCUGGCGUCGAGCAUCCUGGGGUCCAGGCCGUUAAGCUUCGUUUACCCAAAGCUGCUGCUGAUCACCAACCUGCCCUCGUAUGACAGCUGCAGCUACGCUGAGGAGGACGUUGUGGAUCUGCUCUCUACAUUUGGAUUUCAAUACUCAGAUGACAGGAUCUUCAUCUUUCCUCAAGGCUGCAUGGCUUUUGUGCUGAUGCCCACUGAGGAGUCAUUGACGGAUCUGCUUAAGGCGUCGGAAGAAAACCGCCUCAUCUUCAAACAACACAAACUUUGUUUGUAUGUCGUGAAAAAAGAAAUUUCAAUGACACUGCCUGGCUUUUAUGAAUCGAUCAUGGAGCUAGCAUCUUUCAGUGUCGAGGUGUCGAAUGUGAUCUUCAUCAACAACAUUUCCCCGAGCGACGCCAUCACUGUCAGAGAGGCUUUGAGGAAGAUUGGCGGCGUCAGAAACAUCCUGCCUCUGCUCAACAAGGUUUUCAUUGAAUUCAAAUCCGUUUAUAACGGCGAUCGCUUCGGAGUUUGGUACAGCCUCCUGAAGGAGGGCUUUACUCACACGAUUAAACGCCUGACUGUUCCUGUGAGCUCCAAGGAAUCGCAACCACCAUUACUGCCACUGAAAGCCCUUCCAGACCAAGAUGUUAUCAUUGUUGGGGCAGAAACACCAAAAUUGCAGUAUGGCAUCCCUGUAGGCACAUGUUCGCCGUUUUGGGUGACCAUGACAACGCAGCCCUAUGUUUUCCUAACUGCCUUUCCUUGGUUUAACAUCCCAAAUUUUCUGACAAUCCACUGGAACCAAGGCUUUUCGGUAAUUACCCACCCAGCCUCUGUGUUCUGCACCGUAAUGCUGACGGGUUUACCAGAGGGAAACUACAAACACGAAGACAUCGCCAAUCUGGUGUGGCCGUAUUUCCCCAAGCAGAACCUUCAGACUCUCUGUUACAACAUCGUGGUCCUCCCACUGCAGAGGAGGGCCUUUGUGUUUUUCUGCGACUGGGAGGCGUUCAGCAACUUCAUCCUGAAUAUCCGCCAAAAGCCAUUACGUGUGAAGAAGUCGCCUGUGUUCCUCCACUUGGUCAUGCAGGGCAUUCGACCUGGAAACACCGAGGAAAUGAUGUACAAAACGAUGAUGCGAUGGAGCAACGUGCCUGUUGCGGAUCCGGACUCCCUUGAGGAGCGGCUGCUGUGUGUGGAGAUCACUGAACUGCACCUGUGGCUCAUCCGGGACAUAAUGAAGGAAGUGGCUUCCAUCGCCAGCUUUGUCAAUUUCCUGCCGCUCGGUAACCGGAUUUGCGUUGAGAUGCUCGACUCCACUGGCGUGAAGAAGGUGGUGGAGGAAUUCGCCUCUAGAAAGGAUUUAUCAACACACAAGAUCUGGAGCAGAGUUGGACAUGUUGAGUCUUCGAAGGACUUCCGGAGGCGUCUGCAGUGCUGUAAGAUGACGACCUGUGAACUUCGUCGUCUCUAUAAGGCGUCUGCUAAAAUAACUUCGUCAGUUUCCAAACCUGGAGCAAAAGUUCCUGUGAGUGAACAGAAAACUCAGACAGAAGCUCCUCCAGCAGCCGCCGGCGUCGUUUCCCCCACCCUGACUGGAGCGUCCAAACAGCGGCCUGCUGCUUCUUCCUCCUUUCCCUCCUCUUCCUCAGCUACGGAUCGCUCCCUGACCGUCGGAGAGAGGCUGGAACAUCUGCUGCUGCCACAAAAAAUUAGCUGCCUUGAUGAAAACGCUGUCAAAUCACCAAAAUCUAAUUCAGUUUACACAAGGCUGCUGUUAAUAACAAACCUGCCAAAAUAUCACGACGGCUGCUACACUGACAGCGACAUCGCAGAUCUGCUCGGAUUUCAAUGCACGGGAAGAAACAUCUACGUGAUUCCUCAGGCAUGCAUGGCUUUCGUGCUCAUGCCCAAUCAUCAAGCUGCGCAAGAAGCUUCCCAAAGAGAAUCCUUAACUCUAAACGGACAGAAACUCUGCGUCCGGAUUGUCGUCAGCAAGAUUUUUAUGGCUCCAUUUGAAUUUUAUAAAUCUCUGAUGGACCUGGUCGGAUUUCCAGUCACUGACGAUGGAACCAGAACCAUCUACAUCAAGAACAUCUCACCGAGUGAGACCCGGGACCUCAGGGAGACGCUGCGAAAAAUCAGACAUGUUACAAACUACCUUCCUCUGCUCAACAAGGUGUUUAUAGAGUUCGAGUCCGGCCGCGAUGCUGAUCGGAUCGGAGUUUGGUACAGCCUCCUGAAGCGCUGCCCUGCUCAUAACGUCUACAGGAUGAAACUGCCCCGAAGCACCAGCACAUCUCUGCCACCCAAGAUGGCUCCAAACGCUCUGCCAGAUGCCAACAUCGUCAACGGGGUGGUUGCCCCGGCAACAAGCUGCGGUGUUCCACAGGGCAGCUCGCCACCAUUUUCAGUUACCUUGACAACCGCGCCUUAUGUCUUCCCGACCGAGUCUCCUUGGUUCAUCAUCCCAAAUUUUACAACAAUCACAACCAAGAAGAACUUGUGGACACCUGCCAGUAAGGGCCCUGGGGCCUCCGUCAUCAUGCUGACGGGUUUACCUGAAGGAAACUACAAACACGAAGACGUCGCCAAGCUGGUGUGGAAAUAUUUCCCCAAGCAGAACCUUCGGACCCUCUACUACAACAUCGUGGUCCUCCCUCUGCAGAGGAGGGCUUUUGUUUUCUUCACCGACUGGACGUCGUGCUACAGUUUUGUUGAAGAUUUCUUCAAAAGUCCGGCUUCCAUCAAGGACUCCAAGUUGUUCAUCCACCAGGUUUUACAGGAAAUGCUUUCUGGCCACACUGAGGGGGUCAUGUACAGAAAUAUGAUGAAAUGGAGCAACGCUCACGUUCCGGAGCUCGAGGGUCUGGAGGAGCGGCUGGUCGUCGUGGUGAUGGCCGACAUUUCUGUGUACCUCAUCAUCCAAGUCUUGAAGAAGGUGGAGUCCAUCGCGCCGAUCGUCAGCUUUCUGCCGCUCGCCAAACGGAUUUGCAUUGAGAUGAAAGAUUCAAGCAGCGUCACUAAAGUGCUGGAGAAUACUGAUAAAGAUUGGCCAAACAUCCAAAGCCUUGAAUCAGUGAAGAGCCUGAAGCAGCAUCUCGACGAAUCCGCUAAGACCACAGUAAACCUGGACCUGGACGGCGAACAUGUUGGGACUAAAACUCCAGCUGUAAACAGUGAAGCACGGCUUCCUAUUGCUGCUGCUUCUGUUGGAAAGACACAGCCUGGAGUCCAAGGACAUGUCGGAUAUUCUGCAGAAACGCCCGGUGUUUUCUCAGCAGACAAAGAAAACGUAUCGUCAGAAACGAAAGCGCCUCAAACCUGUGAGGAGGCUGUGGCUGAAACGGAAGCUAAUAUGGAAGAAAAGGCAGAAAAAGCUGAGGCAGAGAACAAAAACAUGGCCUCCAGAUGUACCGCUUCAGAAAAACAAAUUGAUAUCUCUGAAAAGCUUCGAGAAUCUGCAGAAAAGACGAUGGAAACGAGAAGUGAAACAGUGACUGAAAAGAAGGAAGCGGCAGAAGCAGUUAAAGACGAUCGGCCACAAGUUACUGACGAUGCUAAACCAGCAGAGCUGAAGGAGACGGACCAAACGGAGGAGAACGAGGUCAAAGGUGCUGGUGAAGCCAAAGAAGUGAAACCUGGCGAAAAUCCGCCAUUAACAGAGAAAACAACAAACAAUGAAACUUUGACUGGUCCGUCUCAGACCACAGUAAAAACCCAGCAACAGAAAGCAGAAACCUCAGGCUGGCUCUCUGCGCGCAGCUCUCCAACAUUGCGUUCUCUCUCAACGAUUCUGGUGAUCCAGAACCUGCCGGAGUUUGGUGACGGCUGCUACACAGAAGCUGAAGUCAUCGCUCUGCUCCAGACGUUUGGCAUUCGGUGUAACGAUGACAAAAUUUUCAUCCUUCCUCCGUCUCAUAUAGCGUUUGUUGUGUUUCCAGAUUUAGAGGCGGUGCAAAAACUGACGUCAUCGAAGGAGGACAUCCUCUUCAAAGGGUCCAAGCUCAAAUUCGGUGUCAUUAAACGCAAAGAACCAUCGAAUUUAUUUGGCGUUUAUAAAUUCUUGAGGAGUUUCACCAGAUUUCAUCUGCAGAAAAACUGCAUUUGGACAGAAGUGGUUUACAUCCAGAACAUCUCAGUAAAUGAAGUCAAAGAUCUCAGAGAAAAGUUGCAAGAGAUUGGGAAUGUCGCAAACUACCUGCCGCUGCUCAACAAGGUUUUUGUUGAAUUUCAAAGUUUUUUUGAUGCUGAUCGGAUCGGAGUUUGGCACAGCUUCCUGAAGGAUCGGCGCUCCUACAAAAUAUACAGGCUGGGGCUGCCGGUGUCAACCUACAAAUCACAGCCACCAAUACGUGCAAAACAGGCAUUGCCAGACGAGAGCCUUUGUGUGGCGAACGCAGCCGUCCCAAAACCAAAAGCAAUCAUCCCUAUUGGUUCUGGGGCACCAUUUUGGGUUACCAUGACAACUAGACCUUUUUUGUUCCCUACUGCAUCACCUUGGUUCAACGUCCCAGCUUUUUGGGAAAAGUCUACAAUGAAAGGGAUAAAGAAAUGUAUGUCGAAAGGUUCCAAGGAGCCCAAAGUCAUGUUGACCGGUUUGUCAAAUGAAACCUACACACACAAGAACGUAGCGGCGCUGGUGUGGAAAUACUUUGAUGUGCAGAAUCGUCACGCACUCUUCUACAAUGUGAUGGUUUUACCGCUACAGAAGAGGGCGUUCGUCUGCUUUCAGAGCUGGCGUGCUUGCUUCACCUUUUUUGAAGAUCACUUCGUAAAGCCAAUUACCUUCAAAGGCUCCACUGUCUACGCCUAUUUGUUGCGGAGCGAUCUCCCCAUUCCAGAUGACGAGGUGACCUUGUACAAAACUCUGAUGAAACGGAGCAACACACCUGUCCCAGAACCAGAGGGCUUGGAGGAGCGGCUGCUCUGCAUUGAGGUUUCAGUGUUUGACAAGUGCAUCGUCAUGACGGUCAUGAAUGAGGUGGCGAACAUCGCUACGUUUACCAACUUCCUGCCGCUCGCUGACCGGAUUUACAUUGAGAUGACAACAUCCAGCGGAGUAACAAAGGUGGUGGAGAACUUGCUGCUACCAAAAUUGUGUGAAACAUGUGACAGUUGGAAGCAAGUUGGACCCAUUGAGCCUGUAAAGAGCAGGAAACUUCGCCUUCUGGGUUACCAAGACAUCCCAGUACACCUGGAACUGGACCCAGAGGAAAACCACACCGAGCCCAGUGCUGUGAAAACUCCAGAACCGCCUCUUGAUAAGAAGACGACACUCUCCAGAACCCCAGGUUCUGCCGAGCCCGUUCCCUCUGCUGAACCUGCCGCAGGAUCAGGUGAUGCAGCGACUCAGGAGAAACGUGAAGCCAAGAAAACGACCGACUCCGCAGCUGCUGUGCCCGACGUGGAGAAGGCAUUCGGAAAAGAAGCAGAUUCAACAAACUGCUCUGAGCCGGAAACCACAAGUCUGGACCAGUCAAAGGAGGAAAAUGAAGAGCUUCCUAAAAUGGAUAUGAAGAGUUUUAAUGUGAUUAAAUCUCUGGUUCUUCAGUUCAAACUCCAACAAAGAAGCUCCACACAAAGACAACAGAGUCCUGAAAAGAGCAGCGAGGAGCAGAGCUCAGACGAGACCUCGACGCCGUCCGCUAAAAACAAGCGCUCACCACCUUCAUCACCUUCAUCCAAAUCUAAAAAAAUCAGACUUUCACCCAAACCCUCUACUUCUUCAGAUUCAGAGACUCGGGGAGUUCUUUCAGCAUCUCCAGAUGUCAGGAUGUCACAGGAAGAAGAGAGUGCAAUGGUCAAAUCUGACCGUAAGGAGGGAAAAGCAGAACCAGAGACCUCACCAGAUGGAGCAAACUUUGACUUAACCAACCAAAACCAGAGUCCAGAGGCAAUUUCUGCAGAUAAAACACUCGGAGAGAUGACCAAAAGGGAGACACAAAAAGAUGAAAAUGGCAAAAGCAAAGAGGACAGGGUAGAUGAAAGUUAUGAAGAAACAAAUAAAGAAUCUGAGAUUAGUCACAACGUAGAUCAGGAAGGCAUUGAGGGUAAAGAGACGAACUGUGAUAAGGAGAGCGCCACUGAUGACCUUGAAGCUUCUGAGAAAGACGAACAUCAGAAGGUCGAAGACGCAGGUUUGACUGUAAAACCGAACAAAAAAACCAGCGUUUCUGUGUCUGAAGAGAGAGAAAAUUCACCAGAUAAACCAUCUGAAACUCAAACAAAGGACAGCAGUGGAGAGACAGAUAUGGGGAAAGAAGAUAAAGACUCAGUUGAGGAUCAAUCUGUCACUUACACCUCAGCUAGAAGAUCUAUUAAAACUAUAAAACAAGAUAAAGUAGAUGCUAAUGAACCAACUGUCACAACAAGAUCUACCAGAGAAAAGAAAAUAACUGCAGUAGAAGGAAAAGAAGACCAAACUCCAACAAGAAGAAGGAACGAUGCCCACGAUUCACAGGAACAAACCAACAGUGAAGAAACAUCUUCUGGAGAUGUCUCACCAAUAACCCGUGAGCUGGAGCCAUCAUCAGAAAUCUCAGCCAGCGUCACAGACACUGAAGACCAGGAACAAGAAGCCACAACCACCAGGAGGCGCAAUCGAGCCAAGAACACGGCAGGGACGACUCCUGUGAGGAAAUCCACCAGAGGGAUGAAGUCUGAAUCUCCUGGUGGGCAGGAGGACAGAAAAGAAGACGCUAAAGUCCCUAGUAAACGGAAGAUGGAGAUUUCCGGACCUGAAUCAAAGAAAUCUUGUGUCGACUCAAACAUCAAACUUCCUCCAUUCAACCCUAAUGAACCUUUAGGGAAGGAGUUUGUGAGCCGUAAGUGGGGGUAUUUCUGUAACCUGUGUUGUGUUUCCUACCUGAAGGGGGACCAGCACUGCAAAACCCAAACCCACUACGACAACCUGCAGAGAUACUACCAGAAGCGGGAGAAGCUGAAGCCUUCAACAAUACUGAACCAAACCUGAGGGAUAUCUUCCUGUUUGAUCGGCUUGUUGGUUUUUGAUGAAGAAUGUGAAGCUGUUACUGCUGAUGCUGUUAUUACUUGAACAUUUUGUUUGCAUUCUCUGUGUUUUACUGAAACACCUUUUCUUAGUAUUUUUAAUGGUUGUCAGAGUUAAUAUAAGCAGUAAUUUUCAAAUUGGUUAACUGUAGAUAACAGAAGGAUUUUGUAAUAUUUUAAAGUAAUUUUGAAGCAUUGCUCUGGAUUAUCUAAAAGUUAUUUUGAGGUAAAAGGACAUUUCUGACAGGAUUACUAUUUUUUUGUAAGAAAAUAAUGUCUUUUGGGGAGAUAUGUUUUCCCCUUUUUCUUUGUCAUGAUGAACAUUUUCUGGUUAAAUCCAGAGUUCUAUAAGUAAAAUAAAAUAUAAUUUUGCAAUAAAACUCAA
Molecule: messenger RNA, 9801 nt
Organism: Poecilia reticulata (guppy)
Lineage: Eukaryota; Metazoa; Chordata; Actinopteri; Cyprinodontiformes; Poeciliidae
Cellular component (GO): nucleus
Molecular function (GO): nucleic acid binding
Source: RefSeq, a predicted model, not a curated record